This is a messenger RNA of Amphimedon queenslandica, 3821 nucleotides long. RefSeq names its product long-chain fatty acid transport protein 4-like. The transcript is spliced from 8 exons. NCBI's taxonomy places the organism in Eukaryota, Metazoa, Porifera, Demospongiae, Haplosclerida, Niphatidae. Gene Ontology annotation, biological process: long-chain fatty acid metabolic process; long-chain fatty acid import into cell. Gene Ontology annotation, cellular component: endoplasmic reticulum membrane; plasma membrane. Bases 29 to 1969 code for a protein of 646 amino acids. Gene Ontology annotation, molecular function: long-chain fatty acid-CoA ligase activity; long-chain fatty acid transmembrane transporter activity. The record is from RefSeq and is a predicted model, not a curated record.
GCUAAGGGUGUGGCCAAAUAGUUCAAUCAUGGAAGGAAAAUAUGCGAUUUUUCUCUCUUGUUUAGUUGGGCUUGGAUUGUAUUUUGGUUUGAAGAGGUCGCUAUGGGAGGCAGGACUAGCCUCUUUAAUUGGGUUCCUUGGACUAGGAGGACUGAAACCAACACUGCUGACUCUUAAAACACUGCCAAGGGAUUUCAGGUUUAUUUUUAAACUGAUAAAGCUACUCUCCAUCGUUAAGUCUCAUCGUGCCAAGAGAGAGACUAUAUAUAGUUUAUUCUGCAGUUCUGUAUCACGUCAUCCUAAGAAGGCAGCAAUAAUCUUUGAGGAUCAAACUUGGACCUUUGAAGAUGUUGAUCGAUACUCUAACAAGAUUGGGAACAUGUUUUGCUCAAUGGGUUUCAGUCGUGGUGACAAGGUAGCAAUCUAUAUGAUAAAUUGUCCAGAAUACACUUGCAUAUUCCUUGGAUUGUCUAAGAUAGGCGUAGAGGUUCCACUGAUUAACUACAAUUUGACAGAACAGUCACUGCUCCACUGUAUUGAGGUUACUGAUAUCAAAGGAUUCAUAUAUGAGGAGUCACUGGAGUCAUCAGUGUCAUGGCUGUAUCAAAGAAUGAGUGAGAACAUGAAGAACAAUACUUUCUGUAUUAGAGGAGAGAAGACUAGUAGCAUAGGACGCCAUCUUGAAUCAGAAAUGAAGGACUUCCCAGAUACUGCCCCUCCUCCACUUGUUGAGGCUAAAUCAGACGAUUGGUGCUGUUAUAUUUACACAUCUGGUACUACUGGUCUCCCUAAAGCUGUACCUAUCAGGCACACUAGAUAUUUUGGCACUGCUAUACUAUUGGAUUUCAUGUCUGAUCUUCGUCCUGAUGAUGUAGUGUAUGUUAACCUGCCACUUUAUCACACUGCCGGUGGUACUAUUGGUCUGGGACAAAUGAUUGUUAAUGGGAAAACUGUUGUAUUAACUCGCAAGUUCUCUGCUCGUCAGUUUUGGAAAGACUGUAUAAAGCACAAGUGCACAGCUGUGUUGUACAUUGGAGAGUCUUGUCGUUAUGCUCUUGCAGUACCUCCUGACCCUGCUACUGAUACAGCUCACUCUGUGAGGGUUGCCAUUGGUAAUGGACUAAGACGUGAUGUGUGGCUACAGUUCCAGGAGAGGUUUAAAGUCCCAAAAAUUGUAGAGUUCUAUGGAUCAACUGAGGGUAACAGUGCAUUUAUCAACACUCAUGGAAAAUUGGGAGCUAUUGGAUUCAAACCAAAUCUAUUGGGCUUUAUGUUUCCAGUGUAUUUGAUAAAAGCAGAUCCAACAACAGGAGAACCAAUACGGAAUAGUAAAGGACAUUGUACUUUAGUAUCAGUUGGUGAACCAGGACUACUAAUUAAUCUCAUCAAGCAAAAGGAUAUAUUCCGUAGAUUUGAUGGCUACACUAGUCUUGAAGCUACCAAUAAAAAGAUAUUGCGUAAUGUAUUUAAAGAUGGUGACUCUUACUUCAAUACUGGUGACAUGUUGAUAAUGGAUGAUGAAGGAUAUCUUUAUUUUAAUGACAGAGCUGGUGACACGUUUCGAUGGAAAGGAGAGAAUGUAUCGACUACUGAAGUGGAGAACAUCAUUGGUUCAAUCCUUAAACUAACUGAUGUCAUUGUGUUUGGCGUUGAAAUACCUAACUGUGAAGGUAGAGCUGGAAUGGCAGUUAUUUUGAGCUCCGAUAAAGAAGUUGAUGUGCUUCAAUUGGCUGGAAAGCUGUCUUCUCUCCUUCCUUCUUAUGCUGUACCAUUGUUCCUUCGUUUUGUCGACAGUGUUGAUCUGACUGGUACGUUUAAAUUUCAAAAGACACGUUAUCGUAAAGAAGGAUACAAUCCAAUAGCAACUGGAGGUGAUGCUGUAUAUGUACUGGAUAAAGGAAAGUUGUCUUAUGCACUUCUUGACGAGGGGCAGCACCAGAAAAUAAUGGAUGGAACAGUUAAAUUUUGAAUUUGUGUGCUUGAGUAAAUUAACAUAGAUUUUUUGCUGUUGUUUCCUUUUAUUAUUGGCUAGGAUAUGAUUAUUAGUCUAGUGCUAACGAGUGAUAGACAUCAAAGCAUCUCUCUGAUAGAUCUAUCCCGCCCACUUGACUUUAGCCUGUCUUCUGGAGUUUCAGUAGAUAUAGAUCUAUGUAUGAGGAACAAUACGAGCCAGUUGAACCUCCAGUGCCUCAUUUUAGUAGCCAUCCAGUGAGUUUGGGGGUUAUUUCAACAAGAUAUGGAAGAAACUUGCCUCAAGUGAUAUUAGCCGCAAGUGAAUCUGCUGUUGGAGCGGCGCAAGGUCUGCUAAAGGAUGGGCAGGAGUUAGAAGUGUAUUUUAAGAAGGAGACACCAAUUAUCACUAUGAUGAUGGAAGGCAAAACAUACACAGUGCCACUGAGUAGCACCUUCAUGUUCAGUGUAUUAUAUAAUCCUAAGAAUGAGGAUUUGAGCAUUGUUAGAAGAGGCCACCACUUUCCAACAGUUGCUGACCUCAUGAAAGCUGAUCCUCUGCCUACUGUGGUGUAUGUUGGAAGAGAUUGCGUUACCUCAAAAGGCAGAGAAGUGAAAUCUAUCCCAAAAGGCACAAUCUUGAUAAUUCAAGAAAUCAUAAAAAUGGAAGAAACUAAAAUUCUCAGAUGUUCAAAAUUUGACGAUCCCUCAAAUGACAUAUACCUUGACAGAACCUCUGAAGGUCACUUUACUACAAGAGAGUCUCUCCUUAUUUUUUCACUUCCAGAGCUCAUUAAACACAUUAAAUGUCCAUGUGAUACCUCAAUGUACAAUUCCGAUGGUAAAACACUAUGCCCUAUGUUUAAAGACAAAUUUGCAACAAUCUACGACAAGCGGUCAACAAUGCACUCAUUCAUUGCUGGGCAUUCUUCAACUAUUACGAUUGUUGAGUUGUAUGCCAUGCUUCCUGUAAAAUUUCACAUUUCCAGCAAAAGUGACAAAGAAUUGUACCAAAUCAUGAAAAAAGCAAACAUGCUAUCUCAAACGCUCUCUCCAGAUCAAGUAACUUCUGUCAUAUACCACGACUCCCCAACUGACGAUAGUCUCCAAGAAGACUUGCUGUUACCACUAAACAAUAGUGCAUGGCUAAAAGAAAUUAACUUUUCAAGAAGUAGAGUUUAUGAACCAUUGAACCUUCUGACAAAAGCAAGCCCAGUGAAGCCACAUUUGUCACAAGUUCAACAGGAAAGUGCAGCACCUUCACAUUCCCAUUCGUCAAAAAAUGUUAUUCAUUUGCUGCCUCACUGCAUUUAUAAGUCAUCAAAACGACUAAAAUUGCCUUUGCAAGAUGCCACUACUGAUCUCAAGGAUAUGGCACUUAGUGAUGCUCGUGGUUCUGCUGAUUUACCUGACUUCGCUCUUGAGGAUAAUGUAUCCUAUGGACUUGUAAAGAAGAAUGAUUUGACAGGAUCAGCUAAUGACAUAAGGGAGUCAAUGACAAAGGGACAACAUUUUGAGACUAACAAGAAGUUGUUAGCAGACUAUGAUACUUACAAGUUGGGAGAGUUACUUGAUCUGAUGGGAUUACAGCAAUAUUGUGUUUCAUUUUCAAAUGGAUCAGUUGAUGGAAAGAACCUGUUUGGAUUAGAUGAUGCAAUACUUCAGGAUGAAUUUGGCAUAUCUAACCGAAUACAUCGUAUAAGGCUAAUGAAAAUAAUCAGAGGGGACCAAUGUGUCUCAGAUAUAAUCAGGAAUCCAAGUGUAUAGAUAAUUACUUCAGUUCACUGGUGUACAAUUAUUUAUGAGUGUGAAUUUGUGAUAUACACAUAUGUACUUGCUGUGUUUUUCAUAACAUUUAUUUGGUGAUAUAA